Molecule: messenger RNA, 1152 nt
Organism: Fopius arisanus
Lineage: Eukaryota; Metazoa; Arthropoda; Insecta; Hymenoptera; Braconidae
Product: putative peptidyl-prolyl cis-trans isomerase dodo
Exons: 3
Coding region: 412-894 (160 amino acids)
Cellular component (GO): nucleus; cytosol
Molecular function (GO): protein binding; peptidyl-prolyl cis-trans isomerase activity
Source: RefSeq, a predicted model, not a curated record
AGUGUGAAGUGAGUGCCAAAUGAUUGUCUCAAUGCAAUGUUAACAAUCGAUUCCCGAGUUAUUUAUUGUUGGAGUUAUGAUCUGGGGAGAUUAAAAAAUUAAUUAGGGAAAACAGCAAAGUGGAAGAUUGUUUCGGGGUGGAAUCGAAUAUUCAAUUGAUAGAGAUAUAUGACGUUUUGAGAUUAUUAGACCUGAAAAGUGUAUUUUUUUCGAGUGGUGAGGUGCGCGCGCUCCAUUGCGCAGAGCGGCGAAGCUUUUCCGUAGUCACAGAAUUCAGUGGAGUGAGAAAUAUUGGAGAAUUGUGUUAUUACAUGGCAAUUGAAAGCCGUUGAAAGGGCCUGAGCUCGUCUGAAUAAGACAAUUCGGUUAUUUCAAGUGAGAAGUGGGUUUUGGAUAAUUUUUGAAAACACUAUGGCUAAUGAGGAACUGCCCAAGGGUUGGGAGAAACGUCUCAGCAGGUCUACAGGGCAACAUUAUUAUUUGAAUAUUUAUACAAAGGAGAGUCAGUGGGAUGUACCGAGCAAGCCAGCACAACCUUGCGACAAUGGUGAUGGCCCGGAAGAGGUUCAGUGCUCUCAUAUUUUAGUUAAACAUGCUGGAUCGAGACGUCCCUCCUCUUGGAGGGAAGAGAACAUCACGAGAUCGAAGGAAGAGGCCCUCGAUCUUAUUAAAUCGUAUCGUGAACAAAUAACAUCUGGAAAAGCUACAUUCACUGAAAUAGCGUCGAAAUACAGUGACUGCAGUUCAGCGAAGCGUGGAGGGGACCUGGGGCCUUUUGGUAGAGGUGCGAUGCAAAAGCCAUUUGAGCAAGCAGCAUUUGCCCUCAAAGUUGGAGAGAUGUCCUCUCCUGUCCAUACAGACAGCGGUAUCCAUAUUAUAGAGAGAACUGCUUGAAGAAUUUUCACGAAAUCGCAGCUCAUUUUUCUCUCCCCCAGAACACACACAUUGAAUAAUAAUCUAUUUAGUUAUCUCGAAAACUCGAGACAACUUCCGAGGAAUGCAACAGUUAGUUUUUCUUUUUGCUGUUUCAAGUAUUCUUCCUUUUUUUAUUUUUUAAGACAUACAUAGAUGAAGUCAGAAUGAGAAUCAUGUCUUUAGUAACACUAUUAACUAUUACGGAACUAAAUAAAUGUGUAUACAUGCUCAGACUAA